AUGCAGCUUGUCUCCUUGCUUGGACUGUUUCUCUGGUUGCUUUAUAUCAACAAUGCUGGGGCAGCAACUUUUAAACUGGCCCUGGUUGGCCCCUGGUCCUGUGACCCCCUGUUCUCCAGAGCAAUGCCAGUAGCUGCGGCUAACCUAGCAUUAUCACGUCUAAGAAGCGACAGCUACAUGAGCAGAGGAUACUGGUUCGAUGUGAAACUGCUCAAUGAGGACUGUUCUGUUUCCAAAGCGUUGACUGAGUUGGGGGAAAUGGAGGGUUAUGGUCACGCUUACAUCGGACCUUUCAACCCGACCCUCUGCCAUGCAGCGUCCUUAUUCACCCAGCACUGGGAGGCAGGGCUUGCUUCUCCAGGUUGUCUGGAUGAUGACUGGCUGAACCUGCCCCCUGUAACGCCUCCUAUUAAGGUCCUCAAAACUAUCCUCAGAUUCUUCCGCUGGGCUCACGUUGCAGUCAUUUCAGCCCCAACUGAUCUCUGGGAAAGCACUGGAGAAGAAGUAGCCUCUGCACUCCGGGCUAUGGGCUUGCCCAUUGCUCCUGUGGUUUCCAUGGAAAUAAACAAAGGCGGGGCUCGGGAGGCGCUGAACGAGAUCAGGCAGUCCGACAAAGUCAAAGUGAUCAUCAUGUGUAUGAGUUCCAUUCUGAUUGGUGGAGAGCACCAGAGGGAACUCCUGCUGGAGGCUCUAGACAUGGGGAUGAUCGCUGAUGGUUACAUUUUCAUUCCAUACGACACCCUGCUGUACGCCAUGCCUUACCAGGACACAACAUUCCCUCUGCUGACCAACAACACCCAGCUGCAGCAUGCCUACAGCGCCGUGCUGACCGUUACCAUGGCUUCUGAUGAGAGUUUCUAUGAAUCCUUUCGCCAGGCUCAGAUCUCCAGAGAGAUCCGCUCCGCUAUCUCUGCCACAGAGGUGUCUCCACUGUUUGGGACCAUCUUUAAUAUGGUCUAUUUUGUCGCUAAAUCCGUGGAAGAGCGUCGCCAGGCGGGUGGUGGACACUGGGUGACAGGAAUUCAGCUCUUCAGCUCAGAUGGAGGGUUUGACUUCCAGGGCUUCAACCAGGUGUUAUACAGCGGUAGAGGCGGGGCUGGCCUUCGGGCCAGGUAUGUGGUGCUGGACAGCGAUGGCGACCGCCUUGUGCCGACACAUUUACUUGGACCGACACACAUCGACGGAACGGUCGGUGGUCUGAGACCUCUGAGCCGGUCCUUCUACUUCCCAGGAGGAAAACCCCCCAAAGCCAGUUUCUGUUGGUUCAGUCCAGAGGAAGCUUGUAAUGGAGGUGUGGAUGCAGUGACAAUGUUCUUCCUCUUCCUGCUGCUUUGUGGUCUCACUUCAGCUGCUUUCUUUUGGUUGAGGAAGUACAAGAGAACACCAAACAUCACCAAAUUAAUCCUGACCCUGGACGACAUUGUGUUCAUCGACACUCAAGUUAGUAAAAAGAAAUUAAAUGAUGAAUCCAUCAUGAGGAGCCUUUUGGAAAUAAAAACUCCCCUCCGCUCGAUAGCCAGAAGUUACAUCUUGACCUCACCGGAGAGUUCUAACAUUGGGAUAUUGGAGGGAGACUGGGUUUGGCUGAAGAAGAUUCCUGUUGGAAAGACAGCAACACCUGUCAACCAGAGUACCCAGAAUCUGUUCAGUCAGCUGCGGGAGAUGCGCCAUGAGAACCUGAAUCUGUACCUGGGUUUGUUUGUGGAUUCAGGGAUCCUAGCCCUGGUGGUGGAGCACUGUCCCCGAGGAAGCCUGUCAGACCUGCUGGCCGACAGCGACGUCAGGCUGGACUGGAUGUUCAAGUCAUCACUGCUCAUGGACCUCAUUAAGGGAAUGAAGUAUCUUCAUCUGCGAGGGUUGACUCACGGUCGCCUCAAGUCCACUAAUUGCUUAGUGGACGGCCGAUUUGUGUUGAAAAUCACAGACUACGGUCUACCCAUGAUCCUUCAGUCUCAAGGUGUCAGCCUGUCUGACGAUCCACAAGAUCUUCUAUGGACAGCUCCUGAACUUCUGAGGAAUUCAGAACAAGGCGGUUCUUUUGCCGGAGAUGUCUUUAGUUUUUCCAUCAUCAUACAGGAAGUGAUCUCACGGACACUUCCCUACGCCAUGAUGGACAUGCCUGCUCAGGAGAUUGUGGAGCGUCUGAAGAAGCCCCCUCCUCUCUGCAGGCCUCUUGUUUCAGUGGAUGAAGCUCCUGCUGAGUGUCUCAAUCUGAUGAAUGAGUGUUGGAAUGAAGAUCCGAGCAAGCGGCCCAACUUUGAUGACAUUUUUAAGCAGUUCCGGGGCAUCAGCAGAGGGAAGAAGGCUAACAUCAUUGACUCCAUGCUGCGGAUGCUGGAGCAGUACAGUUCCAACCUGGAGGAUCUGAUCAGGGAGCGAACAGAUGAGCUGGAGGUUGAGAGGACCAAAACGGAUAAGUUAAUUGGACAGCUUUUACCAAAAUCUGUGGCUCAGGCUUUGAAGAAGGGGAAGCCUGUCCAGCCUGAACACUACUCAGACUGCACACUUUACUUCAGCGACAUCGUCGGAUUUACAACCAUCUCAGCUCUGAGUGAACCCAUUGAGGUGGUAGACUUGCUUAAUGACCUGUACACCAUGUUUGAUGCCAUCAUCGCUACUCAUGAUGUCUACAAAGUGGAGACUAUUGGGGACGCUUACAUGGUGGCUUCAGGGGUUCCUAACAGAAAUGGGAAUCGGCACGCAGCUGAAGUGUCAAACAUGUCGCUUGACAUCCUUCAUUCAAUAGGAGCAUUUAAGAUCAAACACAUGCCUGAAAUCAAAGUGAAAAUACGCAUUGGACUGCACUCAGGACCGGUGGUUGCAGGUGUGGUGGGACUGACCAUGCCCAGGUACUGUCUGUUUGGAGACACGGUGACCACAGCCUCCCACAUGGAGGCCAGCGGCCUGCCUUACAGGAUCCACAUCAGCCUUAGUACUGUUAAGGUUCUGACCAGUCUGAAAGUGGGAUAUCUCAUAGACACCAGAAAGGCACAGGUAAAGGGGACAGAGGACACAUACUGGCUGAUGGGUAGAGAGGGUUUCAACAAACCUCUUCCUCUUCCCCCUGAUCUUGCUGGAGGGGCCAGUAACCACGGCAUAAGCCUCGAUGAGAUUCCUGUUGAGAGACGGCAAAAGUUUCUCGACCGACAGAACAAAAUGAAAAAAUAGACCAGCAAAGUUUUAUUGUAUUUACAUUUACAUAAAUGUUUGCAAAAAUCAGACAAAAAUUCAAGAUAUUGGGAAAACGUCUUGAAAUAAGACUAACUUAAAAGUAACUUUUCUGAAAGAAAUAGGAGCUUGUUUUAAGUCAAUAACUCUAACAUUUGUGAACAAGUAUUAGUUUCAUUUGCAGAUUAUUUCACUUAUAAUAUGGGAAAAUGUCUUGUUGUAAGUGAAAUUAUCUGCCAAUGUAACUAGUACUUUUUCAUCAUUAUUAAUGAAGUCUUUACUUAAAACUUGGUUUUGUCUUACUUCAAGUAGACUAAAAUAUUUGCACAGGAAACAAGUGUAAACACUAACCUUUCUUUGGGAUAUUAAAAUGAAUACUGCUCUUAGUCAAAGCAAGAAAAGAAAUCUGUAAAUUAAACUAUAGGAGUUUAUUGUGGAAAAGAUGCACUAAUACAAAGCCUAAACACAACAUUUUACUACAACAGUAAAAUGUUCUUUGUACAAAAUCUUUGUGGCUAACGAUUAUGGCUAAAUGUAACGUUUUUUGUUGGCUGUUUGACAAGAUAUUUUUUUUGAUUUGAAGUACUUUAAAGUAAAUAGUUUGAUUGUAUGUGAUUUAUUUCAGUCAGUUACAGUUAGGCCCAAAUUUAUUCAUACCCCUGACAGAUGUAGAUUUCCACUUAACCAAGAAGUGGACUUCUGAUAGCAAGUGAAACAGGCUUCUCUCAAAAGACAAUAAAACCAUGUAAAAAAAUAAUGAUAAAACUUUUAAAAAAUUACCUUUUUAUUUACAUGUAGUUAAAAAUUGAAUGUCAAAAAUAUUUGUCUCCUCCCCAUAAUCAGUAGGAUUUUGUCCUUCAUUAGCGUUACAGCAUCAUUUCUUACAACUGCUGACCAAACUUUGGGAUUUUUACUCGUGUUUCAUAAAUCUUGUCUUUGAAAAAUGACCUUUAACGGAUUCUCUGUCAUUUUAAAUCAAAAUCUACCAACGCUAUGUAACAAUUUUGGGCUUACUCCAUAAUAAUUAUUGCUGUUGUAUUUUGUCUGUUUUCCAUUGUUUAAAAUGAGGACGUUUCUUGUUAGGACAUUGAAUAAACUCUAGAUAAAAUCUUACUGCUUGUUCAUCAUUCUCCAUCAAUGGUUCACUUUAAAAUUUAUAAGGGUGUGUGGGAAUAAUGACAGAAAACAGAACCAAAAUAAUUCUUAACAAUGACUUACCGCUGAAAUGACUUUCCAUCAGAGCACGCACAAGUGGGGUGCCCCAAAGUUCUAUUCUAGGUCCCCUCAUAUUUAAAGUCUACAUGCCCUCCACUGGCUCAGAUUAUAUUAUGUAGCAACAUUGCUUACCUUAUGUAACACACUUCUCUAUAUCACAAUGUAACCAAUUCAAAGACUAUGAAACAAUUCAAAGCUUAGCAGAUGCUUGAAACAAAUCAAUGCUUAGAUGUGCCAUAACUUACUUCAGCUCUUUGGAUCUAGAGCAGGGGUCUCAA
Molecule: messenger RNA, 4661 nt
Organism: Gambusia affinis (western mosquitofish)
Lineage: Eukaryota; Metazoa; Chordata; Actinopteri; Cyprinodontiformes; Poeciliidae
Product: retinal guanylyl cyclase 2-like
Exons: 23
Coding region: 1-3168 (1055 amino acids)
Biological process (GO): intracellular signal transduction; receptor guanylyl cyclase signaling pathway; cGMP biosynthetic process
Molecular function (GO): guanylate cyclase activity; protein kinase activity; ATP binding
Source: RefSeq, a predicted model, not a curated record